Molecule: messenger RNA, 1700 nt
Organism: Echinops telfairi (small Madagascar hedgehog)
Lineage: Eukaryota; Metazoa; Chordata; Mammalia; Afrosoricida; Tenrecidae
Gene: RILP
Product: Rab interacting lysosomal protein
Exons: 8
Coding region: 207-1358 (383 amino acids)
Biological process (GO): cilium assembly
Cellular component (GO): cytoplasm; ciliary basal body
Molecular function (GO): protein dimerization activity
Source: RefSeq, a predicted model, not a curated record
GAGCCCCUGGGAGGCCUGGCGGGAAGCUGACGGCCUGGCUUCUGGUGACCUUCAGCUUGAAAGGGAGGUCGUCCUGGGGGUCCUAGCGCCCGGGCUGUCUUCCCCACCGCCUUCCGCUUAAUCGCUCCUCCCACGACAACCCUGAGCCGGAACUGUUCGCUUUUUCCUGCCCAAAGGAGGGGCAAAACCUUUGCCCUUCAGGGUACAUGGAGCCCCGAAAGAUGGCGCCUGGGGGGCCAGGCUGGGGGCCCCGAGGGACGGCGGGGUCGGGGUCCUGCGCGGAGCGCGUGUACCAUCUGGCGGGGGCUCUGGGCACUGAGCUUCAAGAACUGGCGCGCCGCUUCGGGCCGGAGGCGGCAGCCGGGCUGGUGCCACUCGUGGUGCUGGCGCUGGAGCUCCUGGAGAAGGCUGCGGUGGGGCCCGCACCGGACUCGCUGCAGGUCUCGGCGCAGCAGGCAGAACUGGAGCUGCGGCGGCUGCGGGAGGAGAACGAACACCUCCGAAGGGAGCUGCGUGCGGGGCCACAGGAGGAGCGCGCUCUGCUGCGGCAGCUCAAGGAGGUGACGGACCGACAGCGGGACGAACUCCGGGCGCACAGUCGCGACCUGCUGCAGCGCAGCCAGGAGACGGAGGCGUUGCAGGAACAGCUGCACCGCCUCCUGCUGGUGAAUGCCGAGCUACGCCAGAAGCUGGCCGCGGUGCAGACGCAGCUCCGCGCGGUGCGAGAGCGCGAGAGGGAGAGGGAGGUGCUGCGCGAAGGGUCCCCCCUGUUGGCGCAAGAGAAGCCUCGGGACCAGAAGCAGCAGAGACAGGAGCCUGAGAGAACGACCAGCGAUGCCGGGACCGCAGAGACUCCUGAGGGUCCUCCGGAUGCUCCGCAGCAGCCCGGACGCCUCCAGGAGGCAGACCAAAGCGGCUUCAGUAGGGAGGAGCUUGGGCAGAUCCUGCAGGAGCGGAAUGAGCUCAAAGCCAAUGUGUUCCUACUGAAGGAGGAGCUGGCCUACUUCCAGCGGGAGUUGCUCGCCGACCACAGGGUGUCUGGGCUUCUGCUGGAAGCCAUAAAAGUGGCUGUCCGGAGGCAGCGGAAGAAGAUCAAGGCGAAGAUGUUAGGGACCCCUGAGGAAGCUGAGAGCAGUGACGAUGAGGAUGGCUCAUGGCUCCUGCUCCCCAGGGAUAAGGAAGAGCCACCUCCGCUUCCUGAGUCCCGGAUACAGAGUUUCUUUGGCCUGUGGUAUCGGGGUGAAGCUGAGAGCCCUGAAGUUCCUGGCCCCACUCCCAGCAAGCAACAAGUUGAUGAAGAAACGCCACCACAACCCCACCUGGAACCUGUGUCCAGCCCUACACCUCUCGGCUCUUGACCCUCCCCACCUCUACUCUCCAUGAACAGCUUUAUCUGGGGGGCCCUCAGCUGCCCCCGGGCCUGACUCUGUGGUCCAGCUGUAGAUGGAUGUGUGUCCUCAAAUGAGACACAGCUUCAUCGCUCCAGGCCUCUCCAAGACUCUUCUGCUAUCCUGGCUGGAGAGCCAGGGCCUGCCGGGAGAGCCCAGCCUACUUCCCUUCCCACCAUGUCUACACCAAACCUCUGGGGCCAGAUCAAAGCGCUUCCUCUCUGAGUCUCAGUUUCCCUAUUUGUGAAUGAGAGAGGGUUUGUGCCAAUGGCCUGAACCAACGAAAUAAAGCAACUGCCCACAGUAACCACA